Xiphophorus maculatus (southern platyfish) is the source of this 2638-nucleotide messenger RNA. RefSeq names its product zinc finger protein OZF-like. Gene Ontology annotation, cellular component: nucleus. The record is from RefSeq and is a predicted model, not a curated record. The transcript is spliced from 2 exons. Bases 642 to 2309 code for a protein of 555 amino acids. NCBI's taxonomy places the organism in Eukaryota, Metazoa, Chordata, Actinopteri, Cyprinodontiformes, Poeciliidae.
GUUAACAUACUGUAACUGAGGGGCUCCUGGUUCAGCAACUGUCCAAUGGAAGAUGAACAAAGGAGGAAUUAUCUUAAUGUUUCACAACUCAUUUUUUCAGAUUUGUCACAACAAAUACAGAGCCAAUGCAGAUCCAGAAUGCCUUAGGUCGGGUCGAAUUGAAAUUUCAGUCUGCUCUGAAGUCUCACCGAUUCAUCUCUGUUCCUUCCGAUCAUCCAAAUUAGUGUCGCCGUUUCGAAACGAGCAACUUCUCCAACAUUGACUCCGGUGCAGAUUGCUGAAUAAGCUGUCAACGUUUCCAGGUAACAACGUGAACACUGUAAAACCCCAUUAGUUAGAGGCGGAACGUAAAACGACUUGACCGCUUCUGGGGUAGAUCCUCAUGUGACACUUCCGGCGGAAGUAGCCAACACUGAGCUAGCAGCGUUAGCUUCCAGGCUUCUUUGUGUUUAUCGGCGGUUAAAAAGCGGCUUUGCUGGGUGAGCUGAAUGUUUAAGAGUCUGCGGUAACAAUAUCUUCGGUUAAUCUUCAUAGAGAAUCGAUCAGAGAGAGAAUCGAUCAGAGAGACUAACAGCAGCACCGGAGGAGGAAGGAUCGAUGAUCAGCCCGGAUCCUCUCGGAGCCUCCAGAUUUGUCACAUUAUGUCUGCCAUUAAGCAAGAUGUUCUUGCUCAUCAUUUUAACCUCAACCAACAAGAGAUCUCUGCUCUGGAUCCCCGGGAAACGGAAUCUGAAAAAAUCAAAGAGAGCGAAGAGGAACCAGAACUUCCACAAGUCAAAGCAGAGGAAUACGGAUCAGAACCUCUGCAGAUGGUAAAGGAAGGAGAGCAGAUAAUAUUGAAGCAGGUAACAGAUGACUUAACAGAAACAGAUUCUGCAUCUGUUGAAAUCAAAGAGGAACCAAAGGAAGUAGAACUGCAACAAAUGAAGGAAGAAGAUUGUCAAUCAGGAUCUCAGCAGAUGGUCAAGACUGAUGAAGGUAUCAGUCAGGAUGAAAACCAGGAUGUACCAAAGCAAGAGACUGAUACAUUUAUGGUAACAGGUUCUGGAUCACUUGAAAUCAAAGUAGAACCAGAGGAACUAGAGCUGCAACAAAUGAAAGAAGACGAUCGCCAAUCAGAAUCCCAGCAGAUGGUAAAGAUUGAGGCUGAAGGCAUCAAUCAGGAUUAUAACCAGGAAGUACUGAAGCAGGAGACGGAAACAUUAAUCCUAACUGCGUCUAAUAAUGAACCAGAUCAACAACAACCAGAACUCAGUGGAAACCAAAUGUUCUCGCACCAGCAGAGAGUUGAGAAAACCAGAGGUGAAGGUGACAAUGCAGAGAAAGGCGUGAAGGACAAGGAAAUUUACAGAUUAAAAAAAUGUAAACAAUGUAACGUAUGUGGGAAAAGUUUCAAAUUAAACACUGAGUUAACAAUCCACAUGAGAACUCACACAGGUGAGAAGCCUUUCUUAUGUGUAACCUGUGGAAAAGGUUUCAGUCAAAAAUGUAAUUUGAAUAGCCACAUGGGAACUCACACAGGUGAGAAACCAUUCUCAUGCGAAAUCUGUGGGAAAUGUUUUCGUCAAAAAUAUAUUUUGAUUAGCCACAUGAGGACUCACACAGAGGAGAGAGCUUUCUCAUGUGUAACUUGUGGGAGAACUUUCCGUCACAAGUGUAGUUUGAAUAAUCACAUGAGAACUCACACAGGUGAGAAACCUUUUGCAUGUAUAACCUGUGGAAAAGGUUUCAGUGAAAAAAAUACUUUGAUUAGGCACAUCAGAACUCACACAGGGGAGAAGCCUUUCUCAUGUAAAAUCUGUGGGAAAUGUUUUCGUCAAAGACAUAUUUUGAAUACCCACAUGAGAGUUCACACUGAGGAGAGACCUUUCUCAUGUGCAACUUGUGGAAAAGGUUUCAAUCAAAAAGCCAAUUUGAAUAGCCACAUGAGAACUCACACUGGUGUGAAGCCUUUCUCAUGUGCAACCUGUGGAAAAUGUUUCAAUCAAAAAAUCCACUUGGAUAACCAUGUGAGAAUUCACACAGGUGAAAAGCCUUUUUCAUGUGAAACCUGUGGAAAAUGUUUCCGUGAAAAGCAUGUUUUGAAUACCCACAUGAGAACUCACACAGGUGAAAAGCCUUUCUCAUGUGGAACCUGUGGAAAAUGUUUCCGUGAAAAGCGGAUUUUGAAUAGCCAUGUGAGAAUUCAUACAGGUGAGAGGCCUUUCAUAUGUGGAACUUGUGGGAAAUGUUUUGGCCAUAAAAAUAGUUAUACUUACCACAUCAGAACUCACAAAAGAGAAACCUUCCACCCAUCGUACUUGUCCUAAUGAUGCCUGUUCCAGCUCUAAUUUGACAUGCGGUAAAAUUUUGUUUCAAAGAAGCAAUUUAACGUUCCCCAUAAGUUGGACAGUUUCUGUCAGCAGAGUGUUCAGAAAAAUUACUCUAUUAACAUUAAUGACAUGUUUGAUGGUUUGUAGUUGAUAAAGGACCAAAUUCUUACAAUAGAGUUGAAAUCAUGCAUGAUGUGAAAUAAAAGGACAAAUUUCUCUGUGUUUAAUUAUCGAAAUGCAUCAACACUGAAUGCUGUGUGGAUUAAUGCUGCAGUCACAUCAUUUUAUUAAUGUGAUGAAAACUGUAAUAAAUUCUCAAAUGUUUU